Messenger RNA from Caenorhabditis sp. 36 PRJEB53466, 1220 nucleotides. Lineage: Eukaryota; Metazoa; Nematoda; Chromadorea; Rhabditida; Rhabditidae. The record is from the annotation of a GenBank genome assembly.
AUGACCGAAUGUGGCGAAGAGAUUUGCAUUUCCAAGAGUGUGGACUUUGUAAAUAUGAAUGACGCAUUUUCCGGAUCGGUGGAUGGACCGAAAUACGGACUGACAUUGUAUGAAACGGGUUAGACAUUAUCUUCAUUAAAGCUUUCAGGUUCUUCCAGUUUUCUAGAAAUAAGGGAUUGGACACAUUUGUGUACUCAUGUAUUACACCCACUUGGACCGAUAAAACAGUGCAAGGAUUCAAGGGCGAAAUUACUUUCGUCCAAGGAAUACAAAAGUAUACGAACAAAGUGGAAGUGUCCCGUUAUCGGCAGAAAGUAUUUUUGAAUUUGGGCAAAUUCGGUACUGCAUUUUCCUACAUCCAGACGGCGGUAUUUAUCAUUUUCAAACUGACCCCAAUCAUGUCGAAUUUAUACUUUCCUGUCGAGGCCAACUUUUUGAAUUCCGAUCUGACCGAUGCUGUUCUGGUGGUCGAGGGAAAGAAAUUGCAUGUUAACAAAGCGGUAUGUACAUGAUAUCGUACUGGUAGAAAUCGCAGUGUUUCACAAAACUCAAAGAUUAGACGAUCUAUGUAAUAACAUGGAUGUGCUCCGCACUCGGAUAAUAGUAAUUGGCUCAUUCGACACUUUCUGAAUGAGCCGAUAAGAUCCUAAAUUUUGGUAAUAAGUUACUUUGGUAGGAAACGUUGCGGAAUCUUGAAAAUACACUUCUUGAAACAAUUGUAAUAUUGAAAGAAUGCGAAAGUAAUUUGUUUACAGCUUCUUUCUGUGCAUUCCGACUUCUUCCGCGCUCUUUUCAAUUCGGAUUUCAAAGAGAAGUCAAUGACCGAAAUUCCGAUCGAAGAAGUGAAGUACGAGGAUUUCUUGCGAUUUCUCAGUCUUAUUCACCCGGACGCUGUCGUUCCGGAAAGUGAGAUCUCAUCAAAAACAUUCUUCAAUAUUGUUACAAAAAUUUCAGAGACUGAAUUCUUGACUCUUCUCGAGCUGGCCGAUCGUUUCGGAAUUCGCGCAGUUACCAAGUCCAUCGAACAAGAACUUCUGAAAUAUUCAGAGAACGCCAUGUACAAGUUUUUGUGGGCAGAAAAGUUCGGACUGGAAAAGUUGAUGGAUGCAUGUAUUGCUAAAUUGAACUCGUCGGCCGAGGUGAAGAAGAUUGCGAACGAUGUUCUCUUCGAAAGUCUCUCGCCGUUUAUGAAGAAUGUCAUUCUGAGAUGUCUUCUCUAA